Molecule: messenger RNA, 1020 nt
Organism: Plasmodium adleri (nom. inval.)
Lineage: Eukaryota; Apicomplexa; Aconoidasida; Haemosporida; Plasmodiidae
Product: conserved Plasmodium membrane protein, unknown function
Exons: 1
Coding region: 1-1020 (339 amino acids)
Source: RefSeq, a predicted model, not a curated record
AUGGGACCCCGAACAAAAAAAAAAGAUUUAAAUUUGUUUAUAUUUUUAUACAAGCAUAAUUUUAAUUUUAAAAUUUUAAAUAGUUCUCCCUCGAAAAAAAAAGAAUCGUGUGAAGAUUAUAAUGAUAUAAAAAAAGAGUGGGAUCAUUAUGAAAAAAAUAAAAAAAAAAAUGAAAUAUCAUAUGGAAAAGAUCAAAUAAAUAUUGUUAAUAAUAAUAUUAAUAAGAAUAAAAUGAACUAUACACAUAUAUUGAAUAAUACAAAUAAUUUAAAUGUUUUAAAUGAUUCUAUAUGUUAUGAAGAAAAAAAUGGAAAAGAUGUUAAGAGUAAUAUUUUUUUCCAUAAUGAUUUUUUAAUAUAUAAAAAUAUUAAAACAAAAGUGUGUCAUAAUAAAAAAAAUGAAAUUAAAUAUAUAUCGAAACAUUUUUUUUAUCAUUUAAAUAAGUAUCAUAAAAAUAUUGUAAAUUCUUAUUUUAAAGAAUGUUUUUAUAAAUAUACAAAAACAUCUAAAAUAUUUUUUGGAGUCUUAUUAAGUUUUUCUAUAUUAUUAAGUUUAUUUUUAGUUACAUCGUCAAAUUUUUUAGAAUAUAAUAUAAUUUUAAAAUAUCAUAUAAAAUUUCAUUCUUUACUUUUUGCAUUUUUCUCAUCAUAUUAUUUGGGAUUGCAAAUAGCUAAUUAUUAUUUUAUAAAUAAUAUUCAUAACUUUUUUAGUAGCUUUUUUUUUCUAAAUUCUAUUAGCUCUAUAUAUUUAGCUGAUUAUUACAUAUGGGCAUCUUAUUAUUUCUUAAGUUUCAAUUAUCUCAUUUUUUUAUUAUUUAAUUAUUAUAAUAUGUAUUAUCGAAAUGUUAUACCAAAAUUUAUAUUUAAAAAUGUAAACAAAAUUUUUUUGUUUUCUCUUUUUUCGAAUUAUCUAGCAAUAAAUAAAGGAAAGUUUAUAGAAAAAAAUAUAGAUUUAUUGAAAAAUGAAGACACAAAUACAUCUUUUUGGGGACUCUUGAAAAUUUUACCAUAUUUUUUAUAA